Messenger RNA from Lathyrus oleraceus (garden pea), 2283 nucleotides. Its product is annotated as protein FAR1-RELATED SEQUENCE 6. The record is from RefSeq and is a predicted model, not a curated record. The coding region runs from base 1 to 2283 and encodes 760 amino acids. Gene Ontology annotation, biological process: regulation of DNA-templated transcription. The transcript has 7 exons. Gene Ontology annotation, molecular function: zinc ion binding. NCBI's taxonomy places the organism in Eukaryota, Viridiplantae, Streptophyta, Magnoliopsida, Fabales, Fabaceae.
AUGGACAGUUCAAACAUUUUUAUAGAAUGUGGUAGUAAUCAAGGGGAAGAUGUAGAAGUUGAUCACGGUGAUUGUGGUGGUUAUGAUGAUGACACACUUUGGGUUCCUGCAAUUGGGAUGUGUUUUUCUUGUCUAGAGGAAGUUAAAACAUAUUAUCAAGAGUAUGCUUUAAAAAAGGGAUUUGGAUGGAGGAUUAGAUCAUCGAAAAAAGGAGAUGACGGGGAGGUCAACUACCUAAUACUUUCAUGUUCAAGAGAGGGGUCUAACAUUUCAAAAAUUUCAUACACGUUAAAGACACUGCCAUCUAGAGCAAAAAGUUGUCCUGCCAAGAUUUGUAUUAAAUUGAAACAAGAUGGAGGACAUGAAAAUAUUCCCUUUUGUGAAAAAGAUGUGAGGAAUUAUAUUAACAAAGAGCGUCGUGCAAUUGGAAAAGAAGGUGAUGGUAAGGCUUUGAUUAGUUAUUUUUGUAAAAUGAGGGAGCAAAAUACAGAUUUCUUCUACGACAUAGAUUUGAAUGAUGAUUUUCAUGUGAGGAAUGUAUUUUGGGCUGAUGCAAGAAGUAGAGCCGCUUACGAAUAUUUUGGAGAUGUUGUAACUUUUGACACAACAUACUUGACUAACAAGUAUGACAUGCCUUUUGUUGCAUUCGUGGUGUUUAUGGCAUAUAAUGAAAAAAUUCCAAAAAAGCUAAGUGGAUAUGGUGAAUACAAAAGGAUCAAGUAUGCAAUGAAAGAAGUCGUCUAUGAUACAUUUACAACAGCUAGUUUUGAACAAAAAUGGUGUUCGUUCAUAGAAAAGUUUGAUCUCCAAGAAAAUGAUUGGGUGGGUGGGUUAUGUAUUGAGCGUCAUAGGUGGGCAUCAACUUUGUUAAGGAUCUAUUUUUGGGAUGGUAUGUCAACUACGCAACAUAGUGAGAGCAUACAUGCUUUCUUUGAUGGAUAUAUUAAUUCUACAACAAGUCUAAAUCAGAUCGUGAAACAAUAUGAUAAUGCUCUUAGAAGUCGGGCAGAAAAGGAAUUUGAAGCUGCUUUUAAUUCGAUGGAUACAACAAUUCCAUAUGGAUCAAACUCUUCCAUUGAGAAGCAAUUCCAAAGUGAGUUUACGAAUGCCAAAUUCAAGGGAAUUCAAGUGGAAUUCAUAUCUAAAGUGAAUUGUUCUGCCUCAUUAAAUAGCAUGGAAGGUUGCUUUGCUACGCAUCAUGUGUUGGAGGAGAUAUUAGUUGGAGACAUACGCAUAGAGCGAGUCUUAAAAGUUGUGCUUAAUAAGGAAAACCAUGAUUUCAAAUGUGAAUGCUCAUUAUUUGAGUUUAGAGGUAUUGUGUGUCGACAUGUGUUAUCCGUGUGUAGUCAGGAGAGGAUUAUAAGUCUUCCAGAGAAGUACCUUUUAACGAGAUGGAAGAAAAACAUUAAAAGGAAGCAUUCAUAUAUCAAGACUAGUUAUGGUGUAACAGAGUUGAAGCCACAAAUGGACAGGUUUGACAAAUUAUGCAAGCAUUUUUAUGAGGUUGCUGAAGUAGCUGCUGAGUCAGAAGAGACUACCGAAGACCUCCAUGAAACAUUACAUUUGUUUGGCUCUAAUAUGUCCACAAAGGAUAGUGCCCUUAUUGAAGAAAACCUCAAUGAUGAUUUUAAUCCAAUCAAUAGUAAUAGAAUUCACAGUCCAAAACAUGUCAAGCGCAAAGGUCUUCCUCCAUCUAAAAGAAAAACAUUUGUCGCCGAAACGAUCGCCAAGAGGUCAAGGAAACGAACAAAAAACAUUGAUCACACUGAGCUUACUACAGAGUGCAAUAUUGGAAUGGUGGAAAAUCAGUUUGGAAGUAAUAUUUGUGUAGAAUCAUCUCUUGAGGUUGUUAAUGGAGAGCAUUACUUAGAUUCGAGUAUUGUGGUUGGAAAUUGUAUGUCAUUCAUGGAUCUUUUGACAACAUGUGAAACAACCUUGACGGGUUCAUCUCAAGUUAUUCAGGUGGAAUAUUCGGGUGGGAUGUUGCAAGAUUGUAAAUUGACUUUUGUAUUAAUCCAAAUUGUAAAUGGUGCAACUUGGUUAAUACAUUUCAUGAAAUUGGUUAACGAAAGUUUAACUUUGCUUGAUGCAGUUCCAGACUUUAAAACAAUGGAAAUUGCAUUUUCAGACUUGGUUAAUACAUUCAUGAAGUUGGUUAACGAAAGUUUAACUUUGCUUGAUGCAGUUCCAGACUAUAAAACAAGGGAAAUUGCAGUUUCGAACUUUAAAACAAGGGAAAUUGCAGUCCCAGACCUGGUUAAUACAUUUCAUGAAGUUGGUUAA